This is a messenger RNA of Mollisia scopiformis, 276 nucleotides long. RefSeq lists its product as uncharacterized. Lineage: Eukaryota; Fungi; Ascomycota; Leotiomycetes; Helotiales; Mollisiaceae. The record is from RefSeq and is a predicted model, not a curated record. Bases 1 to 276 code for a protein of 91 amino acids. The transcript is spliced from 2 exons.
AUGAGCGGCGUCUUGAGAAAGCGAGCACUGUGGCUAGGAGCUGGCGUUAUUGGCGUUGGAUUGAUUGCGGCAGGGAAACUGGGUCCGAGCAAGAAGCAAGCAGUUCUUUGGGGUAUGAGUGGUGAGCUGGACAAGGUCAACUCGGAGGUUGAUAAGGCGAAGGAGGAAGCUUUUGGGUACGUGUUACUAUCUUUUGAGGAGAUUGAAUUGGCAAGAGAAGCGGCUUUUGGGAGGCAGGCUGGUGGAGAGGCAUUGAAGGACGAUGCUGCUCGAUAA